Messenger RNA from Poecilia latipinna (sailfin molly), 2136 nucleotides. RefSeq names its product GRAM domain containing 4a (gene gramd4a). Gene Ontology annotation, biological process: apoptotic process; negative regulation of toll-like receptor 9 signaling pathway. Bases 367 to 2136 code for a protein of 589 amino acids. The record is from RefSeq and is a predicted model, not a curated record. The transcript is spliced from 19 exons. NCBI's taxonomy places the organism in Eukaryota, Metazoa, Chordata, Actinopteri, Cyprinodontiformes, Poeciliidae.
GAUAUUUCCUCGGCCCAGCUCCCCGCUUGUUUCUGUGAUAUCAACCAGAAAGAGCAGGGCACGGCUUGUCUCAGUAAGCAGCGGGUCUCAACGGUGCUCCCCGCGCAGGAGAAGGGCGCAACUGGUAUUUUUGAAAAAAUUGAAGUAUUUCUUCAGUUUUAAUGACCAGCCUGUCCGUCUAGCCGCAACAAGCUGAGGAGGAUACAGUCGUUUGGACGGUACUGAACGGAGAGCGCGGCGGACAUUGCAGGGAUGGAGGGACCUAGAAAGCAGUCGUCGUCGUGAGGCUGAGAGACAGACGCUAAUUUGGAGCAGCAGCAGGUGUACGGAAGGAUAAAAGCAGAACCGGAGGGAAUCUCAGUGUUCAUGAAACUUUGCUACGAUUUACGUGCUGGGGUUGCCGUCCGCCAUGUUAAGGUAAAGCCCAGGUGCGCGGUGUUGACCAUGCUAAAGCGCCUGGACAAGAUCCGCUUCCGAGGUCCCAGGUCGAGAGACGACUUCCCGGAUCUGGGCGAGUCGCCACCUGCCUCCGACACCGAAUGUAACGAUGACGUGCCGCCGAAGCCCCGAGCAGCUCCGCGGGACACGGAGGACGUCCUGCGAGACCCUGCUGGUUCAGGGUCUCCCACCAUGGCAGCUGCCGUUCAGGACUUCCAGAGGUCGGAGUCGGAACGCCUCAGCGAAGUCAAAGGUCACUUGGAAAUUGCCUUAUUGGAGAAACAUUUCCUACAGGAGGAGCUGAGGAAGUUGCGGGAAGAGACCAAUGUGGACUCGCUGCGGCAGGAGCUGGAGAGGGAGCGGAGUAAACGGCUGGAUCUGGAGCAGAAGAUGAACGAGGUCCUCAGGACGAGAUUGGAGGACUCUCCACCGCAGCCUCCCCGAAAACAGCAGUCGCCCUCCAACAAUGGCACAGCGGAGAAGCAGCAGCAGCAGAAGGAGGUGUGGAGUUCGCGGCUGCAGAAGUGGCUCUAUGAACGGUUCGGGGUUUACAUAGAAGACUUCCGCUUCCAGCCGGAGGAGAGCACUGUGGAGACGGAGGAGCCGCUAAGUGCUAAAAGGUUGACAGAAAACAUGAGGCGACUCAAACGAGGAGCCAGACCUGUCACUAACUUCUUAAGGAACCUCUCCGCCUUAUCUAACUGGCACUCUGUCUACACCUCAGCUAUUGCCUUCAUUAUCUACAUGAAUGCUGCUUGGCAUGGUUGGGCCAUUCCCAUGUUCCUCUUCCUGGCCAUCCUGCGCUUGUCUUUGAAUUACCUCAUUGCCAGAGGGUGGAGGAUUCAGUGGAGCAUUGUGCCUGAAGUGUCUGAACCCAUGGAGCCCCCAAAGGAAGACCUAACUGUAUCUGAAAAGUUUCAGCUUGUACUCGAUGUUGCACAAAAAGCUCAGAACAUCUUCGGUAAGAUGGCCGACGUUCUGGAGAAGAUAAAGAAUCUGUUCAUGUGGGUGCAGCCAGACAGCACCAGGAAGCUCUACAUCUGCCUGUGGGUUGCUUUCAUCUUCUCCUGCGUCCUCCCGUACAAGCUGAUGGGUUUUAUGAUGGGAGUGUAUGCCGGUAUCAAGUUCUUCAUCAUAGACUUCCUGUUUAAGAGCUGUCCGAAGCUUCGGGACAAGUACGACACGCCAUACAUCGUGUGGAACAGCCUCCCCACAGAUCCCCAGCUCAAAGAGCGGACCAACGCCACUGUGUCCCGGCGGCUCUCCUGCAUUGAGAAGGUUCAGCCGGUGGCGUCUCGGAGCAGCCUCGCCACCGUCCCCAGCGGCAUGAGCAGAGAAGACGACGCGGGUCGCUCCCACAGCACCAAAAAGGGUCCCUUCCACGAGAUCUUCAACCUGCCGGAAACAGAGCGCCCUCUGGCGGUGUGCGAGAACGGCUGGAGGUGUUGUCUGAUAAACAGAGAUAGGAAGAUGCCCACGGACUACAUCAGGAAUGGAGUUCUUUACGUCACAGAGAAUUAUCUUUGCUUCGAGAGCUCCAGCUCCAAAUCCAGCGCCUCCAAGAAGAAUAAAGUGAUCAAGCUAGUGGACAUCACAGACAUCCAGAAGUACAAAGUGCUAUCGGUCCUGCCGGGAAGCGGCAUGGGCAUCUCUAUAGCCACUCCCUCCACUCAGAAGGUGAGCGCUUCGCUACUUUAG